Messenger RNA from Tachysurus fulvidraco (yellow catfish), 548 nucleotides. RefSeq names its product NADH:ubiquinone oxidoreductase subunit A11 (gene ndufa11). Gene Ontology annotation, biological process: mitochondrial respiratory chain complex I assembly. Bases 80 to 487 code for a protein of 135 amino acids. Lineage: Eukaryota; Metazoa; Chordata; Actinopteri; Siluriformes; Bagridae. The transcript is spliced from 4 exons. The record is from RefSeq and is a predicted model, not a curated record.
AGGAUAAACUCAGUCUCGCGCUGUCUUCUCGUACUCCUGAAGUCUCGCGAGAGUGUAAUGUGCCCUUGUUUCGUCCAUAAUGGGUUACUGGGACCUCGAAGAGGGGAAAGACUGUGUGGAGAAAACAUGGAUUACCACCAAGCUGGGCACCGCUCUUGGGCUGGUUGGCUCAGCAUAUCAUAUUGUGCUAGUCCAGCCAGAAACCUCACUUGAGGCAUUGACCAGGGCAGCAAAUGGCACAGUCACGAUGGCAUCUCUGGGAGCUAUAUUCGGAAUCACUACUUGUCUGAGUGCGCAUGUGAGAGAUGCACCUGAUGAUCCCACCAACUACUUCAUCGGUGGAUGUGCAUCAGGAGCCUUUCUUGGGGCUCGAACUCACAGUGUUAUGACGGGCACAACUGCUUGUCUGGGACUGGGAAUUGUUGCCAUGCUCACUAAAGUUGGGAAGAAAGAGGGCUGGAGGUUAUAUACUGAACCCAGACUGUAAAACCUUAACUAUUGUUAUGUUCAUAUUGUAUAUUGCUUGAAUAAAUCUUUAUGAAUUGGAA